UCCAAUCAACUCACCUCACCCUGUCCUAUACUUACCCAUAAGAAUGUUUUUUGGGGUGAAAACCAGCUGCUUCUUCCUGCUAAUGUUGGCAUACGAAAUAUAGCAACAGCACUUUCUUUCACUCGUCAUGUGUCCAUGGCUCUCAAGGUCAAAACUGCUGAAACCAAGGUUUUACUGUCUUAUGCCCUUUUUCAGGUUGUUCUGGUGAACCUGUUGAUAUGCAUAGUAGUUUUCUACACUGUAUACUAUGUGGUCCUAUCUGUGUGCUUUGCAGUAUUCAGGAUUAAAAUGUUGGAUGGUUUGGCACCUUUUGAUUUUAAGACAAAUCCUUCAUGGAUUAAUCCAUAUUAUUUAGUUCUUGCGAUAUCCUUGGAAAUAACUUUCUUCCUUUGUGGUCUGCUGUUUGCUCUGGUUGUGGAAGAAUGGGUUUGGGAUUAUGCUGUAACAGUUACUAUUAUUCAUAUCAUCGUAACUUCAGUUGUUAUGUCUGAGUUCCCCCUGAUGUUACACUGGUGGCUGGCAUUAGGAUGUGGAGUCAUUUCAAUGAUUUGUGGAGGACAGAUUUUGGCAUACUGCUUGUUCAAAGACAACUUCAUUUACCCCAUUCUAGAUGAUUUUUGAAAAGGAAUAUUAGAACUUGCCUUUAUAUGUAUAUGAAUUCUAUUGUUUCAUUAAUCAAUGUAAUUAAAAUGAGUUGAAGUUAGCAACUAUCUAAUUGUAAGGUUAAUACUUAGCUUACCAGACUUCUGGUAUCUUAUGUUUUUUGGCAAUGUCAUCACUUUCAGCUUUUGCAUGUACGUUUUUCAUUAAUCAAGUAAUUAGAUACACUGUCUCUUUUUAAAAAACCAAUAAGCCAUAAGGCGGAUUAGAGCAAUGAUGCAACACUCCUGCAAAGUUGUACAAGGAGAAGGAAAACAUUUGUUUGAAUGUAAUGCUUUCAGGGUUCCUGUUACCUGUUGUAUUUUAUGAAAUACUGACUCUAAUUUAGGCUGCUGUCUGACCUCUCACAAGCACUGCAAAACUUUAAAGUCACCUUAUCUGGCAUAAAUCAGUGUAGGUUUAAAGCAGCCUUUACUGACAAACUCCUGUCAAAGCAGAAUUGUUGAACAGCACAUACCACUGCACCUCAUUCCAUCUUAAAGCCCUCACUUAGAAGCUGCGCAAGACAACGGCAGGCAGACAUACAAUCCCUAAUGUUGGGCUGACCCUCUUGCUUCCAAGGAUGCUACAGCCAAAUGUUUUCUACAAAAGCUUCAGGCUAUUCUCAAUUUCGCUAACGACCCAUUCAUGGUCUGGCUGUGCUGAAAGGAGGAAAGGAAAAUGCUACUGACAGACACUUUUCUAGAUAUCGUUCUUUCUUCCCCAGAUACCAGUGGCCAAAGUGGGGGUUUAUGGGUAGUGGUAAUUAAAAACAACAAACCAAUCGUAGUAGUGGCUUCAAUUUCUUUUUUAUAUCUUCAAUCAUAACAAAGUUGUAACAGGAAAAUUGUGAGAAGGCAACUUAGUCUUAAAUAUGAAAUCCAGUGACUGGAUUUCAACUGCUGUUUGCUUGGGAGAGAUAGACUAAUUUGCUGUUUGCAUAGGAGUGCUAAAUGUUGCAUUUGCCUUAAUCUCACUCAACAGAUAAUGCCUCUGAAGAACCAGUCCCCUGUUGAUCAAAUCAAACAUCUUAAAAUGUAUUGCAAGUUCUAAAAUUUUCAAUUACGUGUCAGUACUGAAAGUACAUGUACAGUGAGAAGCACCUCUGAGGAGACUCCCAAAAGAAGGAGUUUGCUUCUCAUUAAGCAUAGAUAUGUAAGUCAUUUUAGAGACAAACCAAAUAUGUAAAUCCAUAGCACUGAAUAGAUGUAGACUUUUAGAAGUUUUUCAGCAUAAUACACUGCAUACUGAAGUCAGAAGGGGUGAUUCUGAAAAGUGAAUUAAUUGACUUGCAAAUCUUCAGAAACAUUACUGUGCAGAUAACUGAUACCAUAGUUUGGAAAAUGUUUGGACACUUCUUCUAGGUUUGUUUCAUUUCAGAACUAUAGAAAUGGAUGGGAAGGAAGUAAGGUCUAACAUAAAUUUGUACCUCUGUUCUCUUCCUCACAGAGUUUGUGUGUGUAGGUAGUGUACCAUGUGGCAGAACAGGAGUGGAUUAGAUAUAAAGUUAAUCCACGCGGUGAACAUGUUUCUAUUUUUAACCUGACAGGAUUUUCCUCUAGAUGUGUCAGCCCAGCUGCAGCUUUUAGCCACCCAGUCUUAACAUUUUAAACCUUUAUUUUCUAUUUAAAAUCUUAAAUCACCAGCAAGAAAUACCUUCAGACUAAUAUGAAGAGUGUUUUAGUCCCAGUAUUUCUUCAAAGCACAUACAAUUAAGCAGUAGUAGAAAACCAAUCACAGCAAGACCUCUGUCAAGGAUCAAAAGCAUUAGUCCAGCUACUAAAGGGUCAUUAGGUUUUUGCACUACUUUCAGAUAUGGAAUUGUGAGACAAUUUCAACAUUAUUUAUUUCAUUUUUUCCAUCACUUUUAUGUUGCAUCCAAUGGUAAAUAUUACACCUUAUGUUAAAGUGUAGGCAAAUUUCAUAUUGUGCAAUAAAUUUUAAUCAUUUAAGCAACAUGAGCUGUAUCUGUGUGUGGCCAUUACCUGGUUUGAAGCCUUCAGAUAUAAUAUCUGUGUGAUUCCUAACUGAGGUACCAAAACAGUACUUUUGAAUAUGACAAACCUGGCUGUUUCUGGAACAAAACUUAAGUGUCCCACUUGAACAACUUGCAUGUGACUAACUGAUAACAGUCAAGACAGUCAAGGUGGGAAAGAAGAGCUGCUGGAGGAGACAAAGGACAUUGUAUAUGCUUCCCAGCAGACCUGCUGAAGACAGCAAGAAAAGAGUGCUACAGAAAGCGGAAGGAAAACAGAGAAAACAACAACAGGGACAUGUGUUUGGAAAAAAGGCACAUGAAAGCAAUAAAUGAGAAGACAGAAUAAGACAAGAUCAGUGAAAAAGAAAAAAAUCUGCAGACUGAACUUGUGGCACUGGAGUCUGAUGACAUGAGACGCGUAUGCCACUUGUAAGCAGCAAUCUGUUUCUCUGCUGAUGUAAACAUGAUUCUAAAAUGGGUGGUCUCCACGUCCAUAGUUACAAGCAUAACCUGUGAUAUUGUGCUUGUGGCUCCUGCCCCAGGAUUUUCAGAAUUCUUUGCUCCCUGACUCAGCCAGUCACAUGAAUAUUGUCUAAUUUAGUUGUUGUGGGUUUAGUGUUAUUUAACCCCUUGUGAUACAGCCUAGCAGUCACAAGUUUGCACAUACCCAGGUAUCAGUGGGGGUGUAAUCAAUCUAGAAAACCUUACAAGCAGAUGGGGACUUCAUCCACUUCCAGGCAGAGUUUUCAGGGAAGAGGAUUAGAAGUUGCAAACAGAAAUCAAUGGAACAGUACACAAAUAGCAUAUCUUAAUAAUACCAUACUUAGAGUCAUUUUAAGAUUUCUUUUCAGAGGCAAGAAACUCCUUUUCAUCAUGUCCAACCACCUACUGAGACAGAUUAUAGUUCUUCUUGGUUCAGCCCUCUCUCUAAAGGGCUCUGAAUUCAUCCUUGUUCCAAAUGGUGAAGUGUCUUUCUUGUAACAAAGAAUGUAAGUGAAACGGCGGGGGGGGGGGGGGGGGGAGAAGGAGGGCAGAUGAGACUCUGAGCAUGUAUCCCUGGGCUAAUGCCUUGCAAAGUAGCUAAUGCCAAAAAAAAUACCAAAAAACCAAACAAACCUUGCUCUGGGAGCAACAAACUAACGUAAAAACAGCCAAAUAUCAAACUAAGGAGUACAGGAAACAUUAUGGUUUUUAGUUGGCAUUUUUGCAAGAAUAUAGGUUAAAUACUUAUAAUUUCCUAAUGGAGCAAAGAGUUGGUUAUUGCAAACUAAGCCUGUCCUUUUUCCAGCUCUGUAAAUUGCUUGAUCAACAUUUCCAUCUCUUUUGUAUUCAAACUUUAAAAAGCAAGCAAAAUAAAACCCUACAGUACUCAUUAUUUCUGUAUUCCUAAAAAUACCAACAACUGGGGCACCAAUAAAUACAAGAAACACAGUAUGAAUAAUACUGGAUUACCAGCAAUGUAGAUGAUUCACCUGCAGUUUUCUACGUUGGAUAUUCAUGCACGGGAUUCCUGUGGCCCAGUCUUUUGCCCAAGUGAGCUUUGUUAAACUGAGAAAAGAUGUGAAAGCCUUAUAUAUUCUUUAUUUCAUUAUCUGGUAUGUGUGUUGACACACCAUAAAGUUAGAUCAUUGCUAAUCUCCACAGGUAUUUAAAGACUUAUUUAAAUAUUUUUUUAUCUUCCAAAUGUGACGUACUUGGAAUAUUUAUUUCUUGGCUUAAGAUUCUGUGUAAUGAUCCAUCUGCUCAGUAAUGUCUAAUACUUUAAUCUCUCUUUUUUUUUGUGAGCUAAUCAUGGCCCCAGACAGCAUGCACUCUCUCAUUAGAUGUCAGAGAGGAUAAAGGUCUUAGGAAUGGUUAUAAAAUUUGGUGGUGUAAUUAAUACCUUUAUUAUUGGCUUUAAAAGUUUUAGUGUGAGGCUAUGUCCCAACCUCUUCUCUGCUCAAGGAGAUUGAUAUUGAUCCCUUUACAGUCGCUCUUCAGAUGCACCAGGAUAAUUAUGCCUGUUUUGUAGGGCAAGCAUGCUCCAUGAUGGACUUAGGUCCUACCCAUCCAUUCUCCAAUUCAGGGAACAAAAGGAAUACCUUGCAGUCCUCUUCCAGUUUGUACACUCAAGUUUCCUCUGCCAACAAGGGUGAAAGAAAAGAAAGAUAUGUGCCUAGGUGUUGCCCUGACAUGAAGCAUGGCAUGGGCUUGGACUGGGGAUUUGGGAAGCAACACUAUGACACCAAAUUCCAAAUUGAAAACCUGAGGAAAGGCCUUGGUCCCAAUCUUUUCAGGUGGCCAACCCCUAGAAAACAGUUGCACUCAGAUGAAAGGAUGAAUGGUUGAAACUGGAGCCUGUAAGGAAGCUGCAAAUUAUGUUACAUCCUUGCUGUUGUCCUAAAAUAAAGACAGUUGCAGCCAUUUUUGUUCCUUACAUUCUAGUGAAAAUAAAUCCUAAUAGGAGAUUAUUUACUGUGCACUUGCAAAAAGAUCUGUAAACAAAGGGCUGACUCCUGCCUCCAAAGCAAAGAUCCUGUUAUCUCUGUUGGAACAAUACCCUAUAAAAGGACCAUUUAUAUGUAUCCAGAAGCUCUCUCAGACAUAUGUUGUCACCAGAUUUUCAACAUCCAAAGGAGAAAUAUUUAAAAAACCCCAUGGGUUGUGGAAAAAUGUUCAAAUACAUUAAGAAUUACCAAUUUCCUAGCAGUCUUCAGAAACUUCUCAAUUCAAAUUACCUCUAGAUCAAUAGCUCUUAAAAUUUACUGAAAAAAGUGCUUUGAUAAACUUUGUAAACCUUCUUGGGAUUCCACACAAAGAAGUAACAUGAAAAUUGACAGAAAAGAUCAAUGUGUUUGAUACCCCAUAUGGUAUGAACUGAAAGAAUUUGUAGAUAUUAGCCAAAUUACACAAGCAAAUUCAACAGCAAAUUAUAUUUACAUUACUUCAAAUUUAGUAUUUAAAAAUAAUCUGAAUUCGAAGGGAUUGUUUUAACACAACUUCUCUGGAAAAUUAUAGCAAACCCUACAGAAGUUGGAGUAUUCCUUUGUACACUCCCAGGAGAGAGAAAGGCAGGCAGUGAGUGGCAAAGGCAGAGGGAAGAAGGUGUUUCAAGAAUGUAGCAGCUUCAGUACUCAUGAAGAAUGAAAGAGAACUUAAAGGAGAUGAACCAAUUUACCUACCUUGGAGCAAUUUUCCAUUCUACUGGGAGAUGUGCUGGUAGCUAGUCCUGGGAAAACUUUUCAGUAAAUCAAUGAUACACAAAAAUUCACUUUAAGACACCCAAAACCAUCAGUGAACACAGCUGAUUGAGUUUUCCUUGAAAAAGAAAAAAGGUGAAGGUUGUCAAUGUUGGUUCAUUUCAGUACCAUUAGAUCUCAGUUGUUCAGGACAGACUCACAAGGGUACCAGCAAUGACAGUGCAGACAUUCAGAUCUAAAGCGGUGAACUCACUAGAUCCCCUGAAUUCAUCAGUCAAUUAUGUGGUAUGCUAUGUUUUACAGAAGUUUUUUAAGCAUUUGACCCUUGCUUUAGAAAUAAGUUUUAUUUCCUGAUCAUUUGCCAUUGAAACAUUUUUAGAAAAAUGAAAAUUUUAAUUGAAAAGAAACUACUGUUUUUCCAUUGUCAGGAAAUGAAACGACAUCAGGUCUUCAAGUUUUGAGCAAGUAAAGUCAGUUUUGAAUAAAAAUAAAGUUGUAUUGAACUGAAAUUUUCUCACAAAAAUCUGCUUAGACCAGAAGGUAAUUUUAUUUAAAAAAAAUUUCCUCCAAAUGAUAAUGUUUCAGACUUUAUUUGUUGUAUGUAUUUUUAGAAUGUGUUAUGUAUCACUAGAUAACAUUUGCAGACUGUUCCAGUUGCCGAGGUAACUAUGUUAUUUUAAUGAUCAGCAGAGAGGAUCAUUAUGUAAAACAUUAUGUUAAUUUCAAACACAGAAAAUUGAUGUCUUGCUGUUACCUUGAAGCUGCACCUUUUUUUUUCCCCUCAAAGUGCCUUUUUCCAUGAAAAUUAAUGGUACAGCUAAGUGCUUGAGUGUCCUUUUCAGAGUGAUUCAGGUUGGCUUUGAAGGCAAAUAAGGCAAAAAAUUACACCUGACAACUAACUAAUGGCAGAUGAAGAAAUUCAAACCACCACAUUGCUUUACAGGAAGAUUAUAGGAAAAAUUUUUCCAUAUAUUUUUAAUAAACAGGGACAGUGUGUAGGAAUUUUAGGAAAGCACAUGUAUAAUUUAAUUUUUAACUUUGAAAUAUAUUAUUGUUAAGGAAAGUAAAUUAUAAAGUAUUAAAGUUCUGUUUAUGAUAAAGUGUGUGUAUUGUCCAUGAUACAGACCAUGUGAUGAAGAUAUUAAAAACCUGACGUUGAA
Molecule: messenger RNA, 6956 nt
Organism: Corvus hawaiiensis (hawaiian crow)
Lineage: Eukaryota; Metazoa; Chordata; Aves; Passeriformes; Corvidae
Gene: TMEM244
Product: transmembrane protein 244
Exons: 6
Coding region: 136-621 (161 amino acids)
Source: RefSeq, a predicted model, not a curated record